Molecule: messenger RNA, 4889 nt
Organism: Gavialis gangeticus (Gharial)
Lineage: Eukaryota; Metazoa; Chordata; Crocodylia; Gavialidae
Gene: HECTD2
Product: HECT domain E3 ubiquitin protein ligase 2
Exons: 21
Coding region: 23-2269 (748 amino acids)
Biological process (GO): protein polyubiquitination
Molecular function (GO): ubiquitin protein ligase activity
Source: RefSeq, a predicted model, not a curated record
UUCUGCUUCCCCACUACACCAUAUGCUGCUGCUGCUGUAUCUUCUUGCCUGCCUGAUUUUUGUGCCUGGGGCACAGGGGUUGGAGAGAGGAGCCAAAACUCAAUUUUCCACGUUCAGCAAUUUCAUAACAACUAUUAACCAAAAGAAAGAAGUCACUGAAAGCAGUAGUUCACCUACAAAGCCUGUUAUGCCCAACAUCAAAAAUGUGAGAGAGCUUCUUCCAAUUUGCCUUGACGUUAGGCAAAAACAACGCAUCUCGAUAGAAACACUACCGCAGGAACUGAAAGCUCCGGUCCCUCCAGAACCUUCCCUUCCCAUACGAACCAAAACUGUGAAAGACUUCCAGGAGGAUAUGGAAAAAGCUAAGUCAUCAGGGGACUGGAAAGCUGUACUUGACUUUUAUUCAGCAACUUUCGAUUCUUUCCUGGAGAUAAAUGCUGCAUUUAAGAAAGAUGCUAAUGCCCCAUUUGAUACCAUUGAAGAUUCUGGAAUCAGUGCUAAAUUUGUGAAUGUUGUUUACGAUGCCUUACUAAAUACUCCUCAAGAUGUUCAGAAAUCAGUCCUAAAGGGAAUAAUUAAUGGUUUGCUACAGGAGUGGAAGGGGCCCCGAACAAAAGAUGAUCUUAGAGCAUACUUUAUACUUCUACAGAAUCCUCAGUUUAGUAACACAUCAACAUAUGUCAUCUAUGCUCACUUGCUAAGACAGACAGCAGCUUUGGCAGAAGCUGAUCAUCAUUUUCUAGUUCACUGGUUUAAAAAGAUUUCACAGAAACGGUUCAAGCAGUUGAUGGACAGGUUGCUGCAAUUCAUUUCUUUACGUCUGUUUCCUGCAAAACCUGAAGAAUUUCCACCCAUGAUAAAAUGCACCUGGUGGAUUCCAUCAGCAACCAAAGUCUUGUCUUUGUUUAAUGCUGCAAAUAGUUUAGCUAGUCCUCCUAUUAUUUCAUAUACGGAUUUCUACAAUUCCACGCUGGAUCAUAUUGAUCUAAUGGAAGAAUAUCAUAACUGGCAGUGCUAUGGAAAUUCUCACAGGUUUUCCUUCUGUCAGUACCCAUUCAUCAUUUCUAUAGCAGCAAAAAAAGUUAUUAUUCAGAGGGACUCAGAACAGCAGAUGAUAAGCAUAGCACGUCAAAGUCUUGUGGACAAAGUCUCUCGCAGGCAGAAACCCGACAUGAAUAUGUUAUUCCUAAAUGUGAAAGUGAGGAGAACACACCUUGUUAGUGACUCACUUGAUGAGCUGACAAGGAAGAGAGCAGAUUUAAAAAAGAAGUUGAAAGUUACAUUUGUAGGGGAGGCUGGACUUGAUAUGGGUGGUCUGACAAAAGAAUGGUUUCUUCUCCUGAUUCGCCAGAUCUUUCACCCAGACUAUGGUAUGUUUACAUAUCACAAGGAUUCACACUGUCAUUGGUUUAGCAGCUUUAAAUGUGAAAACUACUCUGAAUUCCGAUUGGUUGGAGCUCUUAUGGGACUCGCUGUAUAUAAUAGUAUUACCUUGGAUAUUCGCUUCCCACCCUGCUGUUACAAGAAACUGUUGAGUCCUCCCAUUGUUCCUUGUGAUCAAAAUACUCCUGUAGGCAUCUGUGACGUUACAUUAAAUGACCUGUAUCAGAUUAUGCCUGAGUUAGCCCAUGGACUAAAUGAACUCCUAUCCUAUGAAGGCAAUGUUGAAGAAGAUUUCUAUUCAACCUUCCAGGUUUUUCAAGAAGAAUUUGGAGCCAUAAAAUCUUAUAACCUAAAACCAAAUGGUGAUAAAGUUCCAGUUACAAAUCAGAAUAGAAAAGAAUAUGUGCAGUUCUAUGUUGACUUCCUUCUCAACAAAUCAAUCUACAAACAGUUUGCAGCAUUCUAUUAUGGAUUCCAUAGCGUCUGUGAUUCUUAUGCAUUGAUGCUGCUUCGUCCAGAAGAGGUUGAAAUUCUUGUUUGUGGAAGCCCUGAACUGGACAUGCAUGCUCUACAGAAAAGCACCCAGUAUGAGGGAUACCAGAAAACUGAUCUUACUAUAAGAUACUUCUGGGAGGUAGUUCUAGGAUUUCCACUUGACCUUCAAAAGAAGCUGCUUCAUUUUACUACUGGAAGUGACAGAGUACCUGUGGGAGGGAUGGCAGAUUUGAAUUUCAAGAUUUCAAAGAGUGAAACAUCCACUAACUGGUUACCUGUGGCCCAUACCUGCUUCAACCAGCUUUGCCUCCCUCCUUACAAGAACAAAAAGGAACUGAAGCAGAAGCUGACAAUUGGAAUUUCAAAUGCAGAAGGUUUUGGUCUAGAAUAAGAUGAAAGACUUUACAAAAAAAAAACAGCAUUUUUAUGUAGCAUUCACUUUCCUCUACUUGUGCCUUUAAGCUUUUCAUGUUUCUGUCUCUUGAUACUAUGCCAGUCUUACCCAACUUGGAACACUGAAAUUUUUAAAUUAAAUUUAAAAAGCAUUCACUUUUGCUGUAUGACAAUACACUUAUUGCUUGCUUUGGCACAGAGAAUAAUUUUAAUAAGAUAUAGAAAGCUGAUUUUCUUGAGAGAGAGGUGACAAAUUUUCAGAAAAUCUGACAGAGGUGACAAAUUGGAAGUUAUAGUUUUAUCUUUGGUUAUUCGUAAUAGCACUUUACUCUUAAUUUACAUCAUGCAUGUUCCACUGGGAAAAGAAACAAGAGUUUAUGUUAGUUAAGCCCAGUGGUGGGAUGUUUUCAAUUACUACACAUGGUAGCAAAACACAUAACUGCCAUUAACAUGAAGUAUGUGGCCAUAUUUUCAUAGGGGCAAAUAGCAAUUUUAGUGUAGAUAAAAUGUAUACAGUUUUAAUAUUCUAGUUUUAAUUUAAAAAAAAAUUAAGCUGGAUGUUUUAAGAAGCAUGUAAAUAAAUGCCUCUGAAAGAAUAGGGUUUUGAUAGUGCCAUUUACUGCUAAAGAUUUAUUUUUACAAAAUAUGGGGGUUUAGAUGUUAUAUAUUCAGCUUUUACAGAUCAACAGGUUUGAUUGUAUAGGAAUGUCUAUGGUAAAAUUUUACAUUUUUAAGUUGAUUCAAAGGCAGACUAUUAGUAUUAAAUAAGCUGCAUGUACUUUCUGUGAAAUUGGCAGAAAACCAGUCAGUUUAAUUUUAGUUUUGUAACCACAGAAUACAUAAAGCAAUUGGAUGAAGAAAGGAAGUUUAACUCAUUUAAUCACUUCAGAAAUAAGUUAUUUCCACAAUGCAUGGAAAAAUUGUACACUGUGCUCCACUGUCAUUGAAUCAACAAUUUUAUAUUGGAAAUGUUUUAGUAAAAUUUAAAGAAGCUCUGACAAAAGUGAAUACAAUAACAUUUUAUUGAAAUGCUGUAGCUUUCAUUUAACUUGAAGGUCAGAAUUUAGACAAUGUUUUGGGGUUUUUUCACUGCACGUAUCGAAGUAAAUGCCAGGUUACUCACAUUUUGAAUGUUUUAGCUAAUACAGUGCUGGAGAGAGACUUUUUUGGCAUAAUUAUAAGUCUAUAUUUAUUCAUAAGUUAAGACAGUUUAUCAGCAUGCAGCAUAGUGUUGGUAUAUUUUUAUAUAAAGAAAUAUCUAUUGCGUGUUCUAUUUUUUUUUAACAGAACUAAAACCCAUAUCCUCACGGGUAAUCAGGCAUCCAACUCCCAUUACAAACAACGGUGUUUGAACAGAUUUAGAAUUUAUCUUUUAGCAUCAACUUUCUUUGUCUGUUGCAUCAAUAUAAUGGUACAAACAAUGGGAAGUAAGUGCCUGAUUGCUUUUGAUAAUCUGGGCAUGCGUUGCUUAUUUGCAAUAACAGUAAAAUGAUUCAGAUUAACUUUUUUAUUUUUAUUUUUUUUUACUUUCUAUACUGCUUGCACACAACCAGCAUAUUUCUAUAUGGUGAAUAAACAUCUAAUUACUCUGUAAUUCCAAAGCCAGUAAUUCUGUAGUAAAUACACGUUUCAUUCUAUUCUCGUCCUUGAAGGUGGUGGACAAUUUUACCAUUUUUAUUUCAUUAGGAACAGAAAUAAGCAUUGGUUUGUUUGGGUUUUUUAAAGCCUUUAAUAUUGGUCUAACUCUGCUCCUACAUAAGACUGAUGAAACUCCCAGUGACUAAAAUUUGUUGGCUAGUGCUUUAUAAAACUACAGCUUUGGAAUUGCACUUUUAUUCUGGACAUCGCCAAAAAAAUUCAGAUUGCAGAGUUAAGGGAAGUGCUUCAUCAUUGCACUGCCUGAACUAGUAAGAAAUUUCAAAUGAUUUAAUACUAAUAAGCACAAAAAUAGUGGUUAUAUAAGACAUCAGAAUUAUAUAUAUUUUUAUUAAUUAAACUGGAAACAAUUGUUGUUCUUUAGAGCCUAAUUCAUGGAUAGUUGGCUUAUGAAUUAAUAGCUACACAAUUUUUCAGGCAAUAGUGCACAUAAACGAGCCAUAAUAUUUUAUGACUCAAACCUGCAUUUAAUAAGUUUCUGCCCAUCAUCACUAAGACAAAAGCUUUACAUUCCAGUCUUUUUUUUAUUGCAAAAUUGCACUUUGUUCUGUUUUAUUUAUUAAAUUUCUUGGGGGCGGGGAGGUUACUGUGUAAUAUUACCUCAGAAUUCUAAAAUGCUAGUAUAUUAGCAUCAGUUUUGAAAUAAGCUAGAUAAUUGUCAUGCAGUUGCAUUUUAUAUUUCCUGACAUUAAUACGUUAGAUAUAAUAUGAAUUUUGUAUUUGUUAAAUGAAAGCAUUACACCGUAUUUAUUAAAUAAGCCUCCGAUCUUAUCACUUAAUGUUAUUUGCUCAUCUACCUUUUGUUGUCGUUUUGUCUUGCUAUGUAAUUUAGCAACCUUUUUUAUCUCUGCAGUUGUUUUGUACAUUGCCUAAGGAAAUCUGCUUUGUAUAAAUUUGUUCAUUACCAAGUAUCUAUUUUUAUGUAUUGAAAUUGUGCAGUCAUUAAAUCAAAUGUUUCCGUU